Ascochyta rabiei is the source of this 1770-nucleotide messenger RNA. RefSeq lists its product as uncharacterized. Gene Ontology annotation, molecular function: carbohydrate:proton symporter activity. The record is from RefSeq and is a predicted model, not a curated record. Gene Ontology annotation, cellular component: membrane. The coding region runs from base 1 to 1770 and encodes 589 amino acids. Lineage: Eukaryota; Fungi; Ascomycota; Dothideomycetes; Pleosporales; Didymellaceae. Gene Ontology annotation, biological process: transmembrane transport; carbohydrate transport. The transcript is spliced from 10 exons.
AUGGCCCAUACAAGCUGCGGGAGGCUCGUAUCCUUUGUUGAAGUAGCUAAGACGCUCAUCAAGACCACGCACACGCAUAACUCAUGCAGCUCUUAUACACCCACUCAUCUAGACACUGCCAAAACACCGCGAAAUCAAAACAUGUUCGGUCUUGGCUCUGGAAAGCCAUACUUUGGCCUAACAGGGACAUGGCUCACUGUAUGGGUCACUGUAGCCUGUGCAACAGACAUGACGCUUUUUGGCUACGAUCAGGGUGUUUUUGGCGGCGUCAUCGUCACCCCAGAUUUUCUCGAUCAGCUUGACCUGAAUGGAAAGACAUCACUCAUCAGUACAGUCACAGCAAUCUACGAUAUCGGAUGUUUCUUCGGUGCCAUCUCUGUCUGCGCAAUCGGUGAUCCGCUCGGCAGGAAGAAAUGCGUUCUACUAGGCACAACCAUCAUGAGCAUUGGUGCAAUCAUCCAGAUAGCUUCUUUCAAUGUCCCCGAAAUGAUCGUUGGAAGAAUUAUUGCCGGGAUAGGAAACGGUAUCAACACGUCAACAGCGCCUGUGUGGCAGGGAGAAACUUCAAAGGCUAGCUGGCGCGGCAAGUUGAUCAUCAUCGAGAUGAUCAUGAAUAUUGCCGGUUUCUCGCUUUCUAAUUGGGUCACUUAUGGCUUCUCAUUUGUCGCAGGAAGCCCGGCAUGGCGCGUUCCGCUAGCGUUUCAAUUUUUGUUCAUCAUCAUCCUUUUCGCGACUGUCCCGUGGUUACCAGAGUCGCCCAGGUGGUUGAUGGCAAAAGGGCGUGUUGACGAAGCCGAGCGGAUUCUUGCUGACUUGGAAGCGACUGAUGUCGAUGAUCCCUUCAUCAUUACCCAGUCUAAAGACAUUCAAUGGGCCGUGCAGUACGAGAAGGACCACGCUGUACGUUGGCGCGAUCUGCUCCGUGGCCGAACUGGAGACCAGGCCGGUACGCAUACGAUCAGGCGAGUACUUCUUGGCAUGGGAACUCAGGCCAUGCAGCAGCUAUCUGGAAUCAAUGUGACUUCCUACUACCUGCCUACCGUUCUGAUCGAGUCGGUGGGCCUCACCAACAAUCUCGCACGUCUUUUGGCUGCAUGCAACUCAGUAUCUUACCUCCUUUUCUCUCUCAUCGGCAUCCCUAAUGUCGAGCGCUGGGGCAGGAGGAAGAUGAUGAUGUAUGCUGCAGCAGGUCAGUUCUUCUGCUACACCAUCAUCACAAUCUGCAUUCGGUACAACGAGGACACAUCGCUAUCAGUAACCACAAACCAAGCCUGGGCUAAGGGCUCCAUUGCGUUCUUCUUCCUAUACUACGUCUUCUUUGGUAUUGGAUGGCAGGGUGUGCCUUGGCUCUACCCGACAGAGAUCAAUUCCAUGGCCAUGCGAACAAAAGGCGCUGCACUUGGCACAGCGACGAAUUGGAUCUUCAACUUCAUGGUUGUUGAAAUCACGCCUCCCGGAAUCAGGAGCCUGCAAUGGCGUUUCUACAUCAUCUGGUGUGUGUUCAACUUCACCUUCAUCCCAAUAGUCUAUUUCCUCUACCCAGAAACCGCCGGCAGAACGCUCGAGGAUCUGGAUCGCUACUUUGCGGGCGACGCCCCUCUACUUGUGUUCAAGGACAAGGAAGCCAUCGCUUCAAAACGACCGGACAAGUAUGUUGAGAAUGAGAAAGCUGAGAUGAGGAGGCAUAGUAGCGUGGUUGCGGGCGACGUCGCUGCUGCGAAUGCUGCGCAUCAGAGAAAGUCCAGCGCGGAAUACCAUGACGACAUUUGA